Molecule: messenger RNA, 6736 nt
Organism: Gorilla gorilla gorilla (western lowland gorilla)
Lineage: Eukaryota; Metazoa; Chordata; Mammalia; Primates; Hominidae
Product: leucine-rich repeat-containing protein 37A3-like
Exons: 12
Coding region: 1098-5954 (1618 amino acids)
Molecular function (GO): protein binding
Source: RefSeq, a predicted model, not a curated record
CACCACACCUGGCUAAUUUUGUAUUUUUAGUAGAGACGGAGUUUCACCAUGUUGGUCAGGCUGGUCUCGAACUUCUGACCUCAGUGAUCCCCCCACCUCGGCCUCCCAAAGUUCUGGGAUUAUGGGUGUGAGCCACCACACCCGGCCCCCCUUCAAUUUUAAAGCCAUCACUAUGCACCCUAUGCCUAUGCCAGGCACUGGAAGAAGAUGAAGCACCUUCUUGGAGUUUACAUGCUGGUAAUUAUGCCAGACAGUAAUAAAAUAGGUAAGAACGGCUGUGGGGGGAAGUCAGCUGGGUUCUAGUUACAGUCACAUUUCAGGAAAUUAUUUAACAUGCUGACUUUAACAACCUAAGCCUCUUCUCCAUGUGUGCACACAGGGUAGAUCUCUGAACACAGGUGACCCUAGAAGUGCUGUAACUUCUAGGGUAAUGGCUGUGUUGAGUCAAGGCAGGAUGACAGUUCAGCCUCCUCACAGGCUAGUGCAAAGGGCUCUUCACUCGGAUUAAAACCUUCUCUCCCAGACCAAAUUGCCAACUCCCAACACCCCUCCUACAGAAAAUUUGGAGUCCUCGCUUAUUCCCUGGCAGCCCCUACCUAAUAGGGUGGUGAAUUAAUUAUCAAACAUGUGACAGUUUAGCGAAAAUGGCAACACUUUGGAAUAAAUGACUGUAAUGUGCAUCCUGGUGCCCAUUUUGCAGGUCAGUUGCUCUCCCUGGAAGGAAGAGUGUUCUCGGAUUUCACCUUAAAGGAGGAAGGCUGCCAGAACUGAACUAGCACUUCUGAAUAUCCUGAGGCGAGGUCCGGUGACUUCCUUGGGAAGCUCUGCCGCGCCCCCACCCCACCCUACCCCUCCCUACCCCACCACAGCAGGCGCUGGAGUCCUGGGACCACCAGGGUCUGAGGCCCAAGUCCUUCCUCACUAAGGGGAGGAGAGGGGUGUUCCGGCAGGGCAGGAUGGGAAGGCGUGCUUGGGCGGGAUUGUGACAUAAGAGUGCCCUGGUGACAUAGAGCAGAUCUGUGGCAUAAAUAAAGGUGUCAUAAAGACAGGGCGGGACUCACGCUUAUAAGGGGCACGAGCGUCUCGGAGCUGCCAGAAUGACUUCCGCUCAGUGCCCGGCACUAGCGUGUGUCAUGUCCCGGCUGCGUUUCUGGGGCCCAUGGCCCCUCCUUUUGUGGCAACUAUUGUGGCUACUUGUCAAGGAGGCUCAGCCUCUGGAGUGGGUCAAGGACCCGCUCCAGCUGACCUCUAACCCCCUGGGGCCGCCUGAGCCCUGGUCUUCCCACUCCUCCCAUUUCCCACGGGAAUCUCCCCAUGUGCCUACUCUCCCGGCAGACCCGUGGGACUUCGAUCACCUGGGGCCCUCUGCUUCCUCAGAGAUGCCAGCCCCACCCCAGGAAUCGACUGAAAAUUUGGUUCCAUUCCUGGACACCUGGGAUUCAGCUGGAGAGCUGCCCCUGGAGCCAGAGCAGUUCUUGGCUUCACAGCAGGAUUUAAAGGACAAGCUGAGUCCACAGGAAAGGCUCCCUGUUUCGCCCAAGAAGCUGAAGAAAGAUCCAGCUCGGCGUUGGAGCCUUGCUGAGAUUAUUGGAAUUAUACGCCAAUUAUCCACACCUCAGAGUCAGAAACAGAACUUGCAGCAUGAAUAUUCCAGCACGGAUACACCGUAUCCGGGUAGCCUGCCUCCAGAACUCCGGGUGAAGUCAGAUGAGCCUCCAGGGCCCUCUGAGCAAGUUGGACCUUCUCAAUUCCAUCUAGAGCCUGAAACUGAAAAUCCAGAGACCCUUGAAGACAUCCAGUCCUCUUCACUCCAGCAAGAAGCCCCAGCACAGCUUCCACAGCUCCCUGAGGAGGAAGAACCUUCUUCAAUGCAGCAGGAGGCCCCAGCUCUGCCUCCAGAGUCCUCUAUGGAGAGUCUAACUCUACCAAAUCAUGAGGUGACCGUUCAACCUCCAGGUGAGGAUCAAGCUCAUUAUCACUCGCCCAACAUUACAGUUAAACCUGCAGAUGUGGAGGUUACCAUAACUUCAGAGCCUACCAAUGAGACAGAAUCUUCCCAAGCCCAGCAGGAGGCCCCAAUUCGGUUUCCAGAGGAGGUGGAACCUUCUGCAACCCAACAGGAGGCCCCAAUUGAGCCUCCAGUUCCUCCUAUGGAGCGUGAACUUUCCAUCAGUGAGCAGCAGCAGCCAGUUCAGCCUUCUGAGUCUUCUGGGGAGGUCGAAUCUUCUCCGACCCAGCAGGAGACCCCAGGUCAGCCUCCAGAACAUCAUGAAGUCACAGUUUCACCUCCAGGUCACCAUCAAACUCAUCAUUUAGAUUCACCCAAUGUCUCUGUGAAGCCUCCAGACGUGCAGCUCACCAUAGCAGCAGAGCCUAGUGCAGAGGUGGGAACUUCUCUAGUCCACCAGGAGGCUACAGCUCAGCUCUCAGGGUCAGGUAAUGAUGUAGAACCUCCCGCCAUCCAGCACGGGGGCCCACCUCUGCUUCCAGAGUCAUCGGAAGAAGCUGGACCUUUAGCAGUUCAACAGGAGACUUCAUUUCAAUCUCCGGAACCUAUUAAUAAUGAGAACCCCUCUCCAACCCAGCAGGAGGCUGCAGCUGAGCAUCCACAGACCGCUGAGGAGGGUGAGUCUUCCCUAACCCAUCAGGAGGCCCCAGCUCAGACUCCAGAGUUCCCUAAUGUAGUUGUAGCUCAACCUCCAGAGCAUUCACACCUGACUCAAGCCACAGUUCAACCUUUGGAUCUGGGGUUUACCAUCACUCCAGAAUCCAUGACAGAGGUUGAACUUUCUCCAACCAUGAAGGAGACCCCAACUCAGCCUCCUAAGAAAGUUGUACCCCAACUUCGAGUAUAUCAAGGGGUAACAAAUCCAACACCAGGUCAGGAUCAAGCUCAGCAUCCAGUGUCACCCAGCGUUACAGUUCAACUUUUGGACCUGGGACUUACCAUCACUCCAGAACCCACUACGGAGGUUGGACAUUCUACACCCCCGAAGAGGACUAUAGUUUCUCCAAAGCAUCCUGAGGUGACACUUCCACAUCCAGACCAGGUUCAGACUCAGCAUUCACACCUGACUCGAGCCACAGUUCAACCUUUGGACCUGGGGUUUACCAUCACUCCAAAAUCCAUGACAGAAGUUGAACCUUCUACAGCCCUGAUGACUACAGCUCCUCCUCCAGGACACCCUGAGGUGACACUUCCACCUUCAGACAAGGGUCAGGCUCAGCAUUCACACCUGACUCAAGCCACCGUUCAACCUCUGGACCUGGAGCUUACCAUAACUACAAAACCUACUACAGAGGUUAAACCGUCUCCAACCACGGAGGAGACCUCAACUCAGCCUCCAGACCUAGGGCUUGCCAUAACUCCAGAGCCCACUACAGAGAUUGGACAUUCUACAGCCCUGGAGAAGACUACAGCUCCUCAUCCAGAUCAGCUUCAGACUCUGCAUCAAAAACUGACUGAAGUCACAGGUCCACCUACUGAGCUAGAACCUACUCAGGAUUCACUGGUGCAGUCUGAAAGUUACAUCCAAGAUAAGGCUUUAGCUGCACCAGAGGAACACAAGGCCUCCACAAGCACCAACAUAUGUGAGCUCUGUACCUGCGGAGAUGAGAUGUUGUCAUGUAUUGAUCUCAACCCAGAGCAGAGGCUCCGCCAAGUGCCUGUGCCAGAGCCCAACACCCACAAUGGCACCUUCACCAUCUUAAUUCUCAGAGAAAAUACCUUGACUGAAUUACACAAGGAUUCAUUUGAAGGCCUGCUAUCCCUCCAGUAUUUAGAUUUAUCCUGCAAUAAAAUACAGUCUAUUGAAAGACAUACAUUUGAACCACUACCAUUUUUGAAGUUUAUAAAUCUUAGUUGCAAUGUAAUUACAGAACUCAGCUUUGGAACAUUUCAGGCCUGGCACGGAAUGCAGUUUUUACAUAAGUUAAUUCUCAAUCACAAUCCUCUGACAACUGUUGAAGAUCCGUAUCUCUUUAAAUUGCCAGCAUUAAAAUAUCUAGACAUGGGAACAACGCUAGUCCCACUUACAACACUUAAGAACAUUCUCAUGAUGACUGUUGAACUGGAAAAACUGAUCUUACCUAGCCAUAUGGCCUGCUGCCUCUGCCAAUUUAAAAACAGCAUUGAGGCUGUCUGCAAGACAGUCAAGCUGCAUUGCAACAGUGCAUGUCUGACAAACACCACACACUGUCGUGAGUCCAAAUUGCAUGCUGAAGAAGCAUCUGUAGGGAAUCCAGAAGAAGCGUUCAUGAAGGUGUUACAAGCCCGGAAGAAUUACACAAGCACUGAGCUGAUUGUUGAGCCGGAGGAGCCCUCAGACAGCAGUGGCAUCAACUUGUCAGCCUUUGGGAGUGAGCAGCUAGACACCAAUGACGAGAGUGAUGUUAGUACACUAAGUUACAUCUUGCCUUAUUUCUCAGCGGUAAACCUAGAUGUGAAAUCACUGUUAAUACCAGUCAUUAAACUGCCAACCACAGGAAACAGCCUGGCAAAGAUUCAAACUGUAGGCCAAAACCGGCAGAGAGUGAAUAGAGUCCUCAUGGGCCCAAGGAGCAUCCAGAAAAGGCACUUCAAAGAGGUAGGAAGGCAGAGCAUCAGGAGGGAACAGGGUGCCCAGGCAUCUGUGGAGAACGCUGCCGAAGAAAAAAGGCUCGGGAGUCCAGCCCCAAGGGAGCUGGAACAGCCUCACACACAGCAGGGGCCUGAGAAGUUAGCGGGAAAGGCCGUCUACAAGGUCAAAAAGAGUCCAAAGGUCAGAAAGAAAAGUUAUCUGAAUAGACUGAUGCUCGCAAACAGGCUUCCAUUCUCUGCAGCGAAGAGCCUCAUAAGUUCCCCUUCACAAGGGGCUUUUUCAUCCUUAGGAGACCUGAGUCCUCAAGAAAACCCUUUUCUGGAAGUAUCUGCUCCUUCAGAACAUUUUAUAGAAAACAGUAAUACAAAAGACACAAUUUCAAAGGCAAGAAAUGCCUUUGAAGAAAAUGUUUUUAUGGAAAACACUAACAUGCCAGAAGGAACCAUCUCUGAAAACACAAACUACAAUCAUCCUCCUGAGGCAGAUUCCGCUGGGACUGCAUUCAACUUAGGGCCAACUGUUAAACAAACUGAGACAAAAUGGGAAUACAACAACGUGGGCACUGACCUGUCCCCCGAGCCCAAAAGCUUCCAUUACCCAUUGCUCUCGUCCCCAGGUGAUCAGUUGGAAAUUCAGCUAACCCAGCAGCUACAGUCCCUUAUCCCCAACAACAAUGUGAGAAGGCUCAUUGCUCAUGUUAUCCGGACCUUGAAGAUGGACUGCUCUGGGGCCCAUGUGCAAGUGACCUGUGCCAAGCUCAUCUCCAGGACAGGCCACCUGAUGAAGCUUCUCAGUGGGCAGCAGGAAGUAAAGGCAUCCAACAUACAAUGGGAUACGGACCAAUGGAAGACUGAGAACUACAUUAAUGAGAGCACAGAAGCCCAGAGUGAACAGAAAGAGAAGUCGCUUGAGCUCACAAAAGAAGUUCCAGGAUAUGGCUAUACCACCAAACUCAUCGUGGCAUUAAUUCUGACUGGAAUACUAACUAUUUUGAUUAUACUUUUCUGCCUCAUUGUGAUGUGUUGUCACCGAAAAUCAUUACAAGAAGAUGAAGAAGGAUUCUCAAGGGGCAUUUUCAGAUUUCUGCCACAGAGGAGAUGCUCUUCGCAAAGGGAGAGUCAGGUACAUUGGAGGAUUCAUUGCUGUGGCCAGGGAAAGCAGAGGACAUGCAAAAUUAAUACUUCCCUUUCUAUCUUCAAGGAUGAACUUUUCUUAUUCCGACAGCCGCUCUGGCUGAAAGAUACGUAUAAACCUCUCAGUGCCACAAGAUUAAAUAAUCACAUAUGGAAGCUGCACAAGAAGUCAUCUAAUGAGGACGAGAUCCUCAACAGGGACCCUGGGGACAGCGAAGCCCCCAGCGGAGGAGGAGAGUGAAGCCCUGCCAUAGGAGGAGAACCCAGCCCACCUCAGGCCUCCUGCAAAAACACACAGCAUAAACAACGGCCAUCAUAAAAGCAGGACUGAAGCCAGUGGCCCACGCAUCCACAGAGGCAGUGGGCAGAGCAAGCACAGGGCCAUCAUUUCCUCCCUUGUUUCCCAGUCUAAUUAGUCACCCAGACCUGAAAACAUAUCCUCAGGGGGUGGAGAUUUUACAAUUACCAUUGUUUCUGGUGCCCUCUCCCUUGGUUCAUCAAGCACCAGUCAUAUACCACAUACUUGAACUCCUGCCCACAGGGGACCUCCCGUCUCCUGGCCCCUAUCAUAGGAUCACUGGGCCUACCUGCACUGUGGGGCCAAGCCCUGUCUUUUUCCCAAGCCCUCAAGCACACGCAUGAAUGUUCAUCCAGACUUGGUAGGGGGCUUUUCACCCUUACAAGAUGGCAAAAGAUUCACAUUGCUUUUUUUAAAAUUUGUUUUUCUUCUUAAAAAUCCCAACCGUUGGAUAGCAGGGAGGUGCUGGAGGGGUAGGGUCAAGAAGAGUGUAUGAGAACAGUAAUUUCCCAAGACUGCCCUCUGCGGGACUGUAUUUCAGAAAACAUACUGGUGGGGCUACCUCUCCAUUCACAUGUACUGCCCUAGCCUCUCCCCAUCCCCGGCUGAUGCACAUCCAUACCUGCACUGUUCCAUAACAGCAGUAGCAUGUUGCAGAAGGCGCAAGGAUUCCUCCACUCCAUCUUCAAAGAAAAAGUCGCUAAUAAAUCACAUUUGGUAUGUUA